CCAUGACAACCAUCCUCUGCUCCAGCCUUUCUCUUCACGUCCGCAUUUCCUCUUUGAUGUCACCUAAUUAAAACAAAGAAAGAAAGGCAUCCCGGGAUUUCAUCUGGACCAAUGAGAAAGCGGGAUGUUUUGUUCCUUUCCAAUGAAUUUAAGCAGAAGGAGUUUUUCGGGUCUCGGAUUCAGUUAAUCUUCCGAUUGACUUGCAGCAGACGACAAAAACAUCAAGAUGACAACCGCAACAUACUCCUUCAAUUAUGAACAGAUCUGGGACGAGACUAAAAAUCAUUCUAAGGAUUGGAUCCAGAGAAUCAGAAUGAGGAUAGCAGAUGAGAAACAAAAAUAUGUAUUUCACAAAGAGAAACAAGAGUUGGGUGAGAAGGCUGUGUCUGAACUUGACUUCUUUCCAGGUGGACUGGAAAUGGAGGAAAGUGUACUGGAUGCCACUGACCAGGAAACGAUGAUGUGUGAAGAGAACAGCAAAAAAGAUUCCUGUUCCAUUGCUAUUGUCAAGAAAAAGAAGAAGAAAAGGAGGUUAGAAAUAACCACUGAAAGUUUACAAAGUCUGGUUUUAUUUACUAAAGGAGGAUAAAGAUAGUGAACAAGUAUUGAGAGAGAGAAUUGUUGAACUAAAUAACUUGCAUGUUGCUCUGUGAGUAAGGUGGGUGGUUACUAAAUCUGAUAUAUAAAUAAAUAAUUUCUAACUUUCCUUUCACACUCUAAUGUUCUCUCAGUGUUUUUAAUUGACAUAUAUCUCAUUAUAUCCUAAAUUCCCCCCCUCCCCUUAUUUUUCAUGUUUACUCUAAAAUAAAAAGUGUGAAAGAUAGCUGCUUGGUCAUAUGUUAACAGAAUGUGUGUCCUCUUUGGUUUUGGCUUAGCAUAACCAAUUCUCCUUCACUGGACAAACCUCCAUGGAACAUGUAUGACUGAUACCAUGUGUGAAUUGAAUUACUAACUUUAUAGGACUUCCCUCUGAGAUUCUUGGCAAUUGAACUUAACCUAAGUAGAGCUGGGCAGGUUCAGACACCGUCUGCCUCCUCCUAAGUUGCAAACCGAAUAUGAAUACUAUAGCCUUCUCCUGACAUUUUGUUCUAGCACCUUCUUUUGAUUCUUGAGCCUUCGGUAUAGCAUAAUAGCAAUUUAGCUGUUUUCAUCAUUUUUAUAAAUAUAAAACAAAUACAGGCUAUUCUGUAUUUAAGACAGCAUUUCUGUUCUGCUGGGGAUUGACAAUUGGCAAUCCUGCUGCAUACCUUUUCAGGCCAAGCAAGUUUUUAUUACUCUCUCUGUCCAAUGAAGCAUACUGUUUGUAGUCUGACCAAAGCUAUGAGACUUUGACACUCAUUUUUCCUCUUGCUGAUUCACAAGCACACAGGUUUGAAAGUUAAACAUUAUAGAUGGUAAGGGAACCAAUUGAUGUUCUAAGAAUGCAGACUGUGGGGCAAAAGACUGAAUCUUUUUUUAAGAGCAAGAGCAAUGUUCUCAGUCCUGAAAACAUUUAAUUAAUUACUUUGGUUUUAAACAUCCUGAAGAUGUUACACUUACUAAAAUAUAGAUUUGUGAGGCCUUUCCUGGAGUACCAUACAACAUAAAGUGAAAAUAAAAUCUCUAUAUUUGCAUAAAGUAUGGCAAGAUCCAUAUCCAAAUGCUCAUUUAGUGAUUGAUUUGUGUUGGUUAAAAUGAAAUUUUGGUUAUUUUUUCCAAAUUCUAUUAUGAUGUAUUUAGAUUCAGGUUAAAAUGAUAUAUUUCUGCUAAAAAAUCAGAAUAAAUUCAGUUUAUGGUUCAUUGUAACUCUCCCUGUUGGUUCCCUCUUACAAAUAUUCUACCUCAUCUUUAUAUUCCUGAAUAUGGGAUUGGGAAGGUAUAUUAGCCCUUUUCUAAGUACAAUUUUAAAAAGCUUAAUUAUUCAUAUAUUAGGUGAUAAUUAAAACUGAUUUGGUAAUCAGUUUGUUAAGAUUGCAUUAUAAGCUUAAAUCCACUCCUUCUGUAAAUCCUUAAUCAAAGGGGGAUUUCACUGAGCUUAGUUUUCUUAGUUCACUUGGUUUCCCACAAUAAUACUUGAUCCCAGUGUCUAUUGAUCAUCCUUACCAUUCAGUCAGUACUGAAGAAGCUUCUUGGAUGAGACGUGAAAUGUUUUCAAGGAAAAAAUCCAAGAACGUCCAGUUACUUUUUGAAAAGCACCUUUGGAACUGGAGAUACAGGAACCAGAAGGUUUUUAAAUACUUUGCAGUAGUUGUGCAUUGGUUUUGCCUGUCUGCCUCUGUCUUUCUUCUUCUUUUUAUGUUUUCCAGAUGACCAGUGAUAAAUCUGACCAACUGUAAAUAUGAGAGUGUACGUCGGGCUGCCAAAAUGUGUGGGCUUCGGGAAGCAAUCGAGAUGGAAGAUUGGACCUUGUAUUGGACAGAUUAUUCUGUCUCUCUGGAGCGGGUAAUGGAGAUGAAAAGUUAUCAGAAAAUAAAUCAUUUCCCUGGAAUGACAGAAAUCUGUAGGAAGGACCUUCUAGCCAGGAAUAUGGGCAGACUGUUAAAGAUUUUCCCCAAGGAAUUCAACUUCUUUCCCAAGACUUGGUGUCUUCCUGCUGACUAUGGUGAAUUGCAGGCCUUUGGGAGAUCAAAAAAACAUAGAACUUACAUCUGUAAGCCAGACUCUGGUUGUCAAGGCAAAGGCAUUUUCAUCACAAAAACUGUAAGAGAUAUCAAACCUGGGGAGGAUAUGAUCUGCCAGCUCUAUAUCUCAAAGCCAUUUAUUAUUGAUGGUUUCAAGUUUGAUCUUCGGAUUUAUGUGUUGGUGACAUCAUGUGAUCCACUACGAGUGUUUGUUUAUGAGGAGGGACUGGCACGUUUUGCAACAUCUAUGUAUUCAGACCCAUCACAAAGUAAUUUGGACAAUGUCUGCAUGCACCUGACUAAUUAUUCAAUUAACAAGCACAGCGCUAAUUUUGUACGAGAUGAAGAUUCUGGUAGUAAGAGGAAGCUGUCUACCUUUAAUAAGUACAUGCAGCAAAAUGGUUAUAAUACAGGGCAAAUAUGGAAGGAUAUUGAAGAUGUUGUUAUUAAAACAUUGAUAUCAGCUCAUCCUGUCCUCAAGCAUAAUUAUCUUACUUGCUUUCCCAACCAUACCAUGUGGAGUGCUUGUUUUGAGAUCCUGGGAUUUGAUAUUUUGCUGGAUCGAAAACUCAAACCAUGGUUGCUUGAGGUGAAUCAUUCUCCAAGCUUCAGUACGGAUUCAUGGCUGGAUAAAGAAGUAAAAGACCAACUAUUAUAUGACACUCUGGUAUUGAUCAACCUAGGAGCAUGUGAUAAGCGCAAGAUCUUGGAAGUAGAGAAACGGCGAGGAAAAGAAAGGCUUCUCAAGCAGUGUCGUAAUCGUGAAGCCAGAGCCGAGGAAUUCAAGAACUGCCAGGCUGUGUGGCUUCAGCAAGCAGAGAUCUAUGAAGAAAACAACACAGGAGGUUAUCGCCGAAUAUAUCCUGAUUCUGAUUCUGACAAAUAUAAUAAGUUUUUCCAACAGAAUUGUUCACUUUUCCAGGAAACAGCAGCUUCCAGAGCUCGUGAAGAGUUUGCAAGGCAUCAGCUGCAGGAACUGCGUCUCAAACAAGAACAAAAACUUACAUUGAAAGAAAAGAAGGCUGAAUUCCCAGGAGAGUCCAGUGGAGAAAAAACAAAGAUUCCUAGGCCAAAGACGGUAAAUAGAUCAACUAUACUACCAGAUUCUGUCCAGACUCAGCUUUGUUCAGAAUCGGAACCUGGGACUGACCUCCUGCUGGAACAUUUUCUGGAUAAACAAGAGCCCAAGAAAGAAGUGAUCUGUGAAUUUUCAAGUAUUUCCCCACAUAACAGCCCUGAAACAGAUAACCCAGAGCCUUCUGCAAAGCAUCCAGUGAGGCCUUACAGCUCUGUAUCUGAUUUGACCUGGCAGAAUUCAUCCAGCACUGCAGAACAAUUUAAUUCCAGACCAGAACUGCGGAAUACCACUAAUAUUCGCCAUUCUGCAACCAGGAUGAACAUUGGAACAAAACAUCAACCACCAAGUGAAUUUACAAAAGCACGCAGUAAACAAAACCCGUGUCAUCCUGACAAACAUUUUCCAGCAACAAACCAAUAUCAUGUGAGGAGCAAAACUGCAAAAGACAAGGGUGUCUGUGAAACUCCAGCUGUUAAAAAUUUCCACCCAUUUGACGAAUUGUCUUUCCAGUAUGUUGGAGAAAAAGCAGUUCCAUCACAGUCAGCAAUCAAGGCAAUGAGAAAGAACUUUUCUGAGAAUGGCAAGGGAAAAUCUUUCUUUAUUUCAGAAUUUUUCAGCAAAAGUUUCAUAACAUCUGAGAAGCAAUUAAAACAUCUCUGUCAACUCCGGUCUCAACACCCCAUCAAUCGAGCAAAAAGUGCUGCCCUUCCCAGAGAAAUCGUAGGGGCCAGAAGUGGCAAAUGUGUUUCUGGCAGGAAGCCAGCAAAAUACUAUAAUAUUCACUUCAGCCUGCAAAAGCCAACGAUUCAGCAACAGAGCUUGCAAGAUUUACUGGUGAUCUCACAGAUGAACAGCCAGACCACAAGACCUAAUGACCAGAGAGUGAGAAGUAGUCCUUAUUCUUAAGGGUCUAAAUGAAUUCUUUGCAAUCACUGGAUAGCAUUGGAGCCUAGAAGAAAUGACUUUCUAUUAAAGAGAACCCAGAACUAUUUGAACUAUUCAACUAUACAUUUUCCAAGCAUAAUCCUAUUGAAAGAAGAUUCCAUGCAGCUAAUGAAAUUUGAGCUAUGAACGCAUUUUUUUUAGACUAAGUGGAUCUUGAAAUAGCAGAGUGUCCUGAUUUUUCUGUUUCUUGAAGAAAUAUGUAGUUAUCUAUAAUUUUCUAAAUGAAAAAGUCCUCUUCUGUACAUUUUUAAGAAAAUGAAUGCUGCAUUGAGUUUCAAAUAUAGAGAUGUGAUCUUUUGUAUUA
Thamnophis elegans (Western terrestrial garter snake) is the source of this 4927-nucleotide messenger RNA. It is a transcript of the gene TTLL6, whose product is annotated as tubulin tyrosine ligase like 6. Gene Ontology annotation, biological process: microtubule cytoskeleton organization; protein polyglutamylation. The transcript has 16 exons. Bases 2344 to 4584 code for a protein of 746 amino acids. Lineage: Eukaryota; Metazoa; Chordata; Lepidosauria; Squamata; Natricidae. Gene Ontology annotation, cellular component: cilium. Gene Ontology annotation, molecular function: tubulin-glutamic acid ligase activity; tubulin binding. The record is from RefSeq and is a predicted model, not a curated record.